UAUAAAACGCCGCCUCCAGAUGUCAAGAUGUUAGUGGUAGAGUCACUGGUGCUGGUAACCUGCUGAAGAGCCAUGAGGAGCCUCUGACAUCCAGCUUGUCAAAGGCGUUUUUCCCCACAGCAUCACACCAUGGCCUGUCUGGGUGCCCUGUUAAUGCUGCUGCCCGUCGCUUGGUCCUGCACUCCCCAGAAAGCAGACUAUGUCAUGGUGUCGUGCUUCCCCAACGCCAUCAUCGCCAACGUCCCGGAGUGUCCCUACGGCUGGGAGAUCGAGCAGCUCUCCCUGGGCGGCGUCUGUUACACUGGAAUACACAGUCCGGGUUUCUACCGCUUCAUCAUCCCAGACCUGACGCCCAAAAACCACUCGUACUGCGGCACGCAGUCUGAGUACAUGCCCGGCAAAGACCCGAAGUACGUCUUCUUCAACUCCAUCGUGUCCAACGACACCUCGCUGACGGUCCGGAACCAGCCGGUCAACUACACGUUCAGCUGCAUGUACCGAGCAGCCUACCUGGUAAAUAACGCCGUGUUCAGCCAGAGAGUGGCUACAGUUUAUGUCAACAAUGGAAGUUUAGGCACUUUUAGAUCACAGUUGUCUAUGAACGUGUUCACGAACUCAAAGUUCCUGUACGCCAAGGAUGCUCCGUAUGUGAUCGACACGUCUGAGAUCGGAUCUGAAGUUUUCAUUGGCAUUGAGGCGAAGGGGCUCAGCAACAGGUUCAAAGUUGUCAUAAACAACUGCUGGGCGACGCCUACUCCGUACUCCACAGACAGGAAGCGGUGGAGUCUCAUCAUCAACAGCUGCUCCUCCGACAACACUGUGACCAUAUUCGAGAACGCCAAAGACAGCCGCUCCAUGUUCAAGUUCAACUCGUUCCGCUUCCAGCGCUUGGAGAAGGUGUCCACGGUGUGGCUGCACUGCGAGGUGCAGGUCUGUGAUGGCGAGAGGCUCACGUGUCAGCCUAGCUCCUGCUCCAUGAGAAGCCGGUCGGCGGAGGUGGAUCCCAGCGGAGGGAUCCUCACCGCAGAGUUCCACGUUAAAGGUAGCGGGUCUUCUAAUGACGGACACAUAGCUGGCACGUCGCUGCUCAUCCUUCUGGUCGUGCUGACAAACGCAUGUCGUGAUUUGGUAAACGGGACCAGAAUGUAGUCGAAUGUGCAUUUAAUCACUCGUUCACAGAGUUCAUCAUCACGAGGAAUCACUCCACGCUCAUGAUGUCGCCCACCUGUAACCAGCAGUAAUCAGUCCCCGUCCAAUAAAGAUGAAGUGAAAACGUUACAACACAUCUGUCCUUGUCCGCUCAAUAAACGUCAGAGAAUUAUGAGAAAAAACU
This is a messenger RNA of Betta splendens (Siamese fighting fish), 1333 nucleotides long. RefSeq names its product tectorin beta (gene tectb). The record is from RefSeq and is a predicted model, not a curated record. Gene Ontology annotation, cellular component: cell surface. Bases 130 to 1149 code for a protein of 339 amino acids. The transcript is spliced from 11 exons. NCBI's taxonomy places the organism in Eukaryota, Metazoa, Chordata, Actinopteri, Anabantiformes, Osphronemidae.